AUGUCUCGCCGCGCAAUAACGAGCAUCCCCCGCACUAUCGCCUCUUUAUCUACACCCGCUCUCCGCCCAUCUCUUUCACAGACCGCCGCCCGGAUCUCACGGCCAGCCAUUGCACAGUCACAAAGGAGAGGGUACCACGAGAAGGUGCUCGACCACUACUCAAACCCGCGUAAUGUCGGCUCGAUGAACAAGAACGACAAUGAUGUCGGUACUGGUCUCGUCGGAGCACCCGCCUGCGGCGACGUAAUGAAACUACAGAUCAAAGUCGACCCUUCCAACGACACUAUCGCCGACGUCAAGUUCAAGACCUUUGGCUGCGGUUCCGCCAUCGCUUCAUCAUCAUACCUUACCGAGCUCGUCCGAGGAAUGACACUCGAACAAGCAGCGCGGAUCAAGAACACAGAGAUAGCAAAGGAGCUGUGUCUGCCGCCUGUGAAGCUGCAUUGCAGUAUGUUGGCAGAGGAUGCGAUCAAAUCGGCGAUUAGCAAUUACUACACCAAGAAUCCCAAGGCGAAGAGCACAGACCUGGGCAUGAGUGGGAGCGCGAUGCCAAAGAUUGAGAUUGAGAAGGUGACUACUGUGGGUGACAGUGGUGCGGAAGCUCGGGCUUAG
This is a messenger RNA of Cyphellophora attinorum, 612 nucleotides long. Its product is annotated as Iron sulfur cluster assembly protein 1, mitochondrial. NCBI's taxonomy places the organism in Eukaryota, Fungi, Ascomycota, Eurotiomycetes, Chaetothyriales, Cyphellophoraceae. Gene Ontology annotation, cellular component: mitochondrial matrix; cytoplasm. The transcript is spliced from 2 exons. Bases 1 to 612 code for a protein of 203 amino acids. Gene Ontology annotation, biological process: intracellular iron ion homeostasis; iron-sulfur cluster assembly. The record is from RefSeq and is a predicted model, not a curated record. Gene Ontology annotation, molecular function: 2 iron, 2 sulfur cluster binding; ferrous iron binding.